Molecule: messenger RNA, 765 nt
Organism: Thlaspi arvense
Lineage: Eukaryota; Viridiplantae; Streptophyta; Magnoliopsida; Brassicales; Brassicaceae
Source: the annotation of a GenBank genome assembly
AUGUUCAGCCUCUCAGCAUUUGUUUGCCAGAUUGGUUCUUUUGAAGAGCCAAACGUUGUGAAGACGAAAGAGCGAAGAAACUGCGCCUGCGUGGCGAAAAACGGAGGAGAGAUACCUUACAACUACGAUGGGAACAUAGUUUACCCAAAGAGCUUGAUCUACGAGUGUGGCCCUCUCUGCAAAUGCCCUCCUGCUUGCUACCUAAGAGUCACGCAGCGAGGGAUCAGGUUCAAGCUCGAGAUCUUCAAAACCGAGUCGAGAGGCUGGGGAGUGAGGUCUCUCAGCUCGAUACCUUCGGGUAGCUUCAUAUGCGAGUACGUCGGCGAGCUUUUGGAGGAUAAAGAAGCUGAGAGAAGAACAGGGAACGACGAGUAUCUCUUUGACAUUGGGAACAAAUACGACAACACUUUAGCUGAAGGGAUGUCGAAGCUAAUGCCAGGGAUGGAGAAAGAGAAAGAAGAAGAAGAUGGUGGCGAUGGUGGUGAGACGACGGGGUUCACCGUCGACGCCGCGAAGAAAGGGAACAUCGGGAGGUUUAUAAACCAUAGCUGCUCGCCGAAUCUGUAUGCACAGAACGUGUUGUAUGACCAUGAAGACAAGAGGAUCCCUCACGUGAUGCUGUUUGCGAUGGACAAUAUACCUCCGCUUCAAGAACUCACUUACCAUUACAAUUACAUGAUCGACCAGGUGCGCGAUGUUAACGGUAAUAUCAAGAAGAAGAUUUGCUACUGUGGUUCUUCUGAGUGUACCGGUAGGCUCUAUUAA